CCACCGAAUCUGGAUGCAUCCCCGUCCAGGUGCGUCGUUCGGUCGGCCAGAUUCAUCCGAUCGGCCGUCUGGGCUAUAUAUUACAGCGACAGCUCCCCCGCCAGCCUCGACACCGUGACUGACUCGGCCGUACGGUAUCGAUUCCCGCCGGAAAAGGAAUCAGCGGCGAGCGCCAUCGACGGAAGCAAAUCAUUAGGUAUCUAGCUAGCUCCUUUAAGAGAGAGAAAAAAAAGAGUUAUAGCUACUUCUAGGCGGAGGUCGACAUGGUUCAGGCCGGAUUGGCUCAGCCGGCGCCGAGCACGGGGGCGCCGGCGAUGGCGGCAGCGGCAGCGGCGGUGCACGUCGCGCUCAAGAUCCCCUCCGGCGGCGGGCCGUAUGCACGGGCCAAGCACUACCAGCUAGUGGAGAAGGACCUGGACGCGUCGAUCGCGUGGUUCUGGAAGGCGAUCGAGACGGGGGACAAGGUGGACAGCGCGCUCAAGGACAUGGCGGUGGUGAUGAAGCAGCGCGGCUACCUGGACGACGCCGUGGACGCCAUCCGGUCGCUGCGCCACCUCUGCCCGGGGAAGCAGUCGCAGGAGUCCCUGGACAACAUCCUGCUCGACCUCUACAAGGCCAGCGGGCGCACCAAGGAGGAGAUCGAGCUGCUCAAGCACAAGCUCCGCCGGAUCUACCACGGCCAGGCAUUCCCCGCCGGCAAGGCCACCAAGCGCGCCCGCUCCCACGGCCGCAAGAUCCACGUCUCCGUCCAGCAGGAGACGUCCCGGGUGCUGGGCAACCUCGCCUGGGCCUACAUGCAGCAGCGCAACUUCAUGGCGGCCGAGGCCGUGUACCGCAAGGCGCAGAUGGUGGAGCCCGACGCCAACAAGGCCUGCAACCUCGCGCUGUGCCUCAUGGAGCAGGGCCGGCUGGGGGACGCCGAGGGGGUGCUCGCCGACGUGGUCGCCGGCGCGUUCCGCGACGGGAGGGAGAGGGAGCACGGCGGCGGGAAGGUCGUCAGGAAGGCGGAGGAGCUGCUGGAGCGGAUCAGGGCGGAGACAGGCGGCGGCGGCGAGAAGGAGGCCGGGGAGGAGGACGGCGCCGAGGCCGACGAGAUGGCGGAGCUUCUGGACAUGGUGGCCAGGCAGUGGGCCGCGCCGUACCGGAAGAGCCACCGGAGGCUGCCCGUGUUCGAGGAGAUCACACCCUUCGGCAGGGAGCAGAUGGCUUGCUAGCUAGAAGCUCAUGAGAACUCAAUAGAAGCUGUGAGUGUGCAGUAGCUUGAUCAGAAUAGUGUGAAGCUCGUGAGAACUCAAUAGAAGUUGUGUGUGUGUGUGUGCAGUACUGCAGUAGCUUGAUCAGAAUAGUGUGAAGCGUACGUGUUAAUCAAUGUGACAUACAGUAUGUUCUAUGUUGGUGCUCAUGUAUGUAGAUGUGUUGCAUGUGCAGUGUACAAGUUCUUU
Messenger RNA from Triticum urartu, 1442 nucleotides. RefSeq names its product protein SULFUR DEFICIENCY-INDUCED 2. Gene Ontology annotation, molecular function: protein binding. NCBI's taxonomy places the organism in Eukaryota, Viridiplantae, Streptophyta, Magnoliopsida, Poales, Poaceae. The record is from RefSeq and is a predicted model, not a curated record.